Messenger RNA from Plenodomus lingam JN3, 4233 nucleotides. Lineage: Eukaryota; Fungi; Ascomycota; Dothideomycetes; Pleosporales; Leptosphaeriaceae. The record is from RefSeq and is a predicted model, not a curated record.
AUGCCUAGCUGGCCGAGGAAAGAGAGCUAUGAGCUAUUCUUCUUCUCUCUUACCGUCUUCGUCCUCCUCUUUCUUGACCGCCAAUCGAGUGGCUCGUCCAAUUCUAGAGAGCAGAAGCAGAUUCUGGCUGAUAUCCAAUCGGGCACUCAGAAGUUCAGCCGUCGACUGCUGCCUCCGCGGACCCUCAGCAACAAGAACAAGAGCGGGGACAAUAUCGUGCCCGUCACCGUAAUCGACGGAACCCAGGAAGAUCGAAGAGGGCGGAAAUCGACAUCCUCCGUCCGGCCAGGCCUUCCCAAACGCACAAGCAGCAUGAAGAGGGCGUACAAUUACUUCUUUGGUGGUGCACAGCCCCUCCCAGCACCGCCAGCUCCCACAUCACCGCAGACCACGACCGACGUGGUGGCACCCAGCAAAGAUGACCCGGUACCCCAGGAUCGCGGCAUCGACACCCCACCCGAGACGCCACGGGAAGCUCGUCUGAGUGAAGAUGAAGCGGUCCCUCCUCACUAUCCGCUUUCACUUCACUCUCGCAUGGGCCUGCACUAUGUGCCUGCGUCCUCUUUACUAACCCGGCGUCUCCCAGCCUCCGAGCCUCCGUCACCGCAAGCCGGCGACCCCCUCGACGUCCAGAUUAGCAAGCUCAAGCAAAAACUCGCACACGCCGAAGCCGACCUGGCCGAAGCCCAAAAGGUGGCCACCUCGCAAGAUGAGCACGUCCGCGCCCUCGAAGACGACUACAGGGAGCGCGAGAGGGGCUUCGAGGAGCGCGAGGCGGCGCUGCAGCAGGAUAAAAAGGAUCUCGAGGAGCACAUGGUCAGCGUCGUGGUACAGCAGGUACGCGAGGCCAAGGCCAAGGAGAGGAGCCUUGUGGAAGCCGAGUUUGAGGAAAAGAGGGCGGCUCUGCAGCAGGAGAUUGAAUCUUUGCAGGCGGAAAUUGAGAAGCUCAAGGGUCACAUUGCUAGCCUGGAGUCUGCUCAGGCAGGCGCGGCGGCGGCGUCUUCUUCUUCGGAUGCCGAGGUCAAGGGCGGCGAACUCCAGGCGCUGGCCGACGAGAAGGCUGCUAUCGAGCAGUCGCUUGAAAAGGCCAAUGCGGAGCUCGACGUCCUGAGUGCCUCCAAGACGGCUGCUGAGGAGUCGCUGUCCAAGGCGCACGCCGAGGUGGAGGAGCUCAAGGCCCAACACGCCACUCUCGUGCCCAAGAGCGAUCUCGAGGCACAGCAAGAGGCCAUUGUCGCCAUCACGGCUGAGCGUGACGCUUCCAACCAAAAGAUUGAAGCACUCACAGCUGAGAUUGCCACUAUCAAGUCACAGCUUGUCGAGGCACAAGACCAGCGCAAAACCUCGUCCAAGGACCUCCAGAUCAAGUACGACUCUGAGAUUCAGGACUUGCAGUCCAAGCACGACGACGUCGCCGCCAAACAUAGCAAGCUCUCCGAGGAGGUCGGUGGCCUUCGCGGUACCAUUAGCGACUUGGAGGCUUCGCUCCAAGAACACAAGGACACGCUGGCAUCUCGCGAGGCGGAGCUCAAGUCCAAGUCGGACGAGCAUGCUGCUGCCACUGAGGAGGUCGCCAAGCUCAAGGAGUCUACCAGCGGCGAGGUCGAUGCUCUCAAGGCGGAGAUCAGCCAACUCCAGACCAAGCUCAGCGAUGUCGAGGUGUCCAAGGGCGACGCCAGUGAGCUGGCUACCAAGCUCUCCACCGCUGAGGCUUCGUUGAAGAAGGCGGAGGAGGAUCUGGCUGCGAAGACGUCUGAGCUCGAGUCCACCACUGCGGCUGCCCAAGAAGCCAAGAGCAAUGCUGAUGCCCUCACCGCCAAGAUCAGCGAACUUGAGACUUUGUUGAAGGCGUCUGAAGACGCUUUGGCAGCGAAGGAUGCUGAGCUCACCAGCGCCAAGGAGGAGGCUGAGACUCUUCGCAGCACCAUCUCCAAACUUGAGGCUGAUCUCGAGGCCGCAAAGGGCGAGGUGACAACCUCUUCCACCUCUGCCAAGGAGGAAGCCGACGGUCUUCGCAGCACCAUUUCCAAGCUGGAGGCUGAGCUCGAGAGCGCCAAGGCCGAUGUUAGCAAGUCGUCAGACGCCGCAAAGGAGGAGACGGAAGCUCUUCGUGCUCAGGUGUCCAAGCUGGAGUCUGAGUUGGAGGCCGCAAAGGGCGAUGUCAGCAAGACUGCCGAGUCUUCCAACGCAAAGGUGAUGGAGUUGGAGGCAUCCCUCAGGGAGGCCCAAGAUGCCCUCGCCACCAAGGAGACUGAGCUUGAUGCUGCCAAGGCUGAGGCAAGCAAGGCUGUUGAAUCUGCCAAGGGUGAAUCAGAGGGUCUUCAGAAGACUGUGGACGAGCUCGAGGCAUCUCUCAAGGAGGCCAAGGACAGCCUCGCUUCAAAGGAGUCUGAACUGGAGCUUGCCAAGGGCGACGUCCACAAGACCACCGAGUUGUCGAGCUCGAAGAUUACUGAGCUUGAGGCGUCGCUCAAAGAGGCUCAGGAAAGCUUGGCCGCAAAGGAGGAGGAGCUUGCUGCAGCCAAGGGUGAAUCUGGCAAGGUCACUGAACUGGAAGCCUCCCUGCAGGAGGCCAAGGAUGCUCUGGCAGCAAAGGAGACCGAACUUGAGGCUGCGCAGAAGGAGGCUUCUGCCGCAAAAGAGGAUGCCGCCAAAACUUCUGAAUCCGCCAAAUCCGAGGCUGAGGAGCUCCAAAGCAGGCUUACCAAGGUCGAAACCGAUCUCGCAGAGGCCAACAAGGCCAGCGAGAGUGCCAAGGGUAGCGCUGAUGAGUCGGCCGCUAAGAUUGCUGAGCUCGAGGCAUCGCUCAAGGCAUCGGAGGAGAAGCUCGCUGAGGCUCAGCAGGCUACUGAGUCUACCAAGGGCUCGCUCGAGAAGGAGUUGGCUGAUGCCAAGGCUGAGGCUGCCAAGGUCGCUGAGUUGGAGGCUGCCCUCAAGGAGGCCAACAGCAAAAUCGAGGCCAAGGAGGCUGAACAUGCUGAGGCGCUCGAAGCUGCCAAAUCUUCUAGCAGCAAGGCAACCGACAAGGUUGCUGCUCUUGAGAAGGAUGUUGCUGCCAAGGAGGAGUCCCUCAAGGCUGCAGAGGAGGCAAAGACUGCUGCUGAGUCUGCGCUUGCUGAAGUCCAGAAGUCGGAAGCCGAGGCCAAGGAGCAACUUGAGGCUGCCAACAAGGCUUCAUCUGAACACUCUGCCAAGAUCACCGAGCUCGAAAGCCAGAUCGAGAAGCUUACCGCUGAGCAGAACAGUGCCCAGGCUGCUCAUGAGGAGGAGCUCAAGACGGCCCAGGCUGCUGUUGAAAAGGAUCUCGCAGCUGCAAAGGCAGACUCGGACAAGGCUGCCGAGCUUCAAACCCAGCUUGAGAAGGCAAAUGCUGACCUCGAGGCUGCCAAGGCGGCUCACGACGAUGCCCUGAAGCAGGCUGAGGCCUCCCACGAGGAGACCAAGACCAGCCUCACCACCGCUCAAUCCGAACUCGCUGAAGCACAAAAGGCCAAGGAAGCUCUCGACACCGAGCUCCAGGCUGCGAAGGAGACAGGCAGCAAAGCCGAGACCCUGGAAUCUGAACUCGCUGAGCUCAAGGCCUCUGCCGAAAAGACCGCCACCGAAAAAGCCGAACUGGACGCCAAGAUUACAGAACUCACGUCCAGCGUCGAGACUGCUACCAAGGAAAAGGACGCCAAGGAUGCUGAGCUCACUGCUCUCCAGGCCAAGCUCGAAGAAUCGAACAAGGCUGCUGAGGACCUAAAGGCCCUGGAAGCUUCAAAAUCUGAAUCUGAUGCCAAGCUUGCUGAGGCCGAGGCCGCACUUGCAGAGCAAAAGGGCAAGAUUGCUACCCUGGAGGAAGAAUUCACGACUCUGAAGCAGGACCGCGACGAAGCCAAAGGAUCCCUUGAGGAGCUCAAGAGCCAACUCGAGACGGCAAAGUCUGAGCAGGAGCAGUUGAAGACGCUGAACGCGAGCAUCAUGGAGAAACUCAAGGCAGGUCAAGAAGCCACCAAAGAAGCCGAGGAGAAGACUGCCGAGGCCGUACAGGUCGAGGAAGAGGCCAAGGUCGAGGUCGCAGCCGUCGAGGCAAAGACGGAAGAGGCAGCCAAGGACGACGAGGAGAAGACGGAGGAGGGCGAGAACCUUGGAGACUCGGUCGAGAGCCUAGCCGAGAAGACGGACGAGGCGGAAAAGAGCCCUACGACGAAUGGCGGCAAGAAGAAUAAGAAGAAGAAGGGCAAGAAAUGA